AUGUGUCCUUCUCGACCUCGUAACGUCCAGGAAGCGACAUCGCUCGAGGAGAAGACGACCAAGCUCGCCCCACUCGACACGGAGCCGCCCAUGACGCCGCGACUCUUGUACCACAGCUCGUACUCAAAACCAACGCGAGGCUCGAGUGCUCGCUGUACGCGCAGGCGCCAGCCGGAAAGCGGACCGUACCAGGGCUACCUUCUGGUCUGCAUCAACGAGGACCUGCACAAGGCACGUCCCAAGCCCGCGGUCCCGCCCACUCCUGUGAAUGGCGAUCUCGUCGACGCGAUGAUGGUCGACGAGACGACCAAGUGCGCGACCGAAGUGAACGUGCUCCUGCAAAAGAGCGCGGGCGUGGCGAUCGAGCGCCAAGCUGCCGCCGCGCACGCCGAGAAGGCCCAAUGCGCGCUCACUACCUACCAUGGCUGUACUACAAGCAGCCACGCGACCAUCCGCGGACGCUGCCCGGGCUGGACGGUCUCGACAAUGGUUCUCACACCGCCGCCGUAA
Saprolegnia parasitica CBS 223.65 is the source of this 510-nucleotide messenger RNA. RefSeq lists its product as hypothetical. The transcript has 4 exons. Bases 1 to 510 code for a protein of 169 amino acids. The record is from RefSeq and is a predicted model, not a curated record. Lineage: Eukaryota; Oomycota; Saprolegniomycetes; Saprolegniales; Saprolegniaceae.